GGGGGCGGGGGCGGACCGGGAGCUGCGGCUGGAGCUGCGGGGGCUGGGGGCGUUCGGGAACCGGGUGCUGUUUCUGGAGGUGGCAGAUGACGGGACGGCGCAACAAACACCCGCACCAGCAGCAGCAACAGCAACAGCGCCAAUGGCAGAAGCGGCGGCGACCCUGCCCGUGGCUGCUGCAACGGAGGAGGCAGGGGGUCAGGCAGGAGGUCAACAAGUAGGGGUUGAGGCGGGGAGGGGCGGCGCAGCAAAGGUUGAGGCCGGCAGUGACGACGCGUUUGACGCCGGCAAGGCCGGGGCUGCGAAACCUUCAGACGGAGGCUGCGGCAGCGGUGCGGGCUGCAGCAACGGGACGGUUGCGGGCAGCGGCGGGGGCGGCAGGGCGGCAGUCAAGGAGCGUGACAAUGACGGCAGCGGCAGUGGAGGGAACGGUAGGAGCGACAGCGGCGGCGACAACGAUGGUAUGCGUGCUGCGGUGAUGCGGCUGCAGUCGGUGGUUGCAGCGCACUUCGGAGAGCUCAAGUUUGCUGAGGCGGAGCGCCCCUUCGCGCCGCACGUCACCAUCGCCAAGGUGGGCUACCGGCCGCCCCCGCCGCGACACCAGCGGCAGCAUCGGGGGGCCGGCAGCGGCAGCAACAACACGGGGAGCAACAACAACACGGGGGGCAACAACACCGGCAGCAGCAACACCGGCAAAGGCGAGGACAGCAUUAACGAGGGCAAUAACGGCUGUGGGCCGUCCGGCUGCGAGCCCGGCGCGGGAGUCCUCAAAGCUGGUGAAGGAAGCGUCGUGGGCGGUGCUGCGUUGGGUGGAGCCGCUGCCGCUUUGAAUGCCACUGCUAUUGCUACUGCUGUUACUGCUACGGCCGCUUCGAUGGCUACUGCUGCUGCUGCCGACGGCGCUGCUAGCUCCGCUGCAACAGCAACGACAGUAGUCGCCGCAACCACCACCACCACCGCAACCACCAGCACCAUGUCGGUUACGGACGAGUACGGCAACCACAUCAUACACGUUGCCGUACAACAACCUGCCGCGGAGGAGCAGCACCAGCAGCAGCCGCCCCAACAGCCGCUGAGAAACAUCCCGCGGGCUGCCUACGGGGCUCUGAUGGACAUUGACGCAGGCUGCGUGCAUGUAGACCGGGUGCAGCUGUGCGCCAUGAGUGGCCGCCCGCCGGGGGGAUACUACCGCGUGCUGGCGGAGGUGAUGCUGGGGGGCGACCUGGAUGCCGGUGGCGGAGGUGGCGGUGGCGAAGGCGGAUGUGAUGGGAGCAUGGAGCAAAGCACCAGGGGCACCCAGGAUUGCAGCCGGCCGGAUGGUAGGACUGCGACCGAUACCGAUACGUCGGCUGCGGGAAGGCCGAGAGCGAGUGCGGCGGCGGGGUCGGUGCUGCGGCCGUACCCCGGGUACCACCCUGCGGUACUGCUGUCGGAGGAGGCGGCGGCGCUGCUGCGGGUGGCGGCGGCGGUGCAGCGGGCGGAGGAGGAGGCGGC
This is a messenger RNA of Astrephomene gubernaculifera, 1494 nucleotides long. Lineage: Eukaryota; Viridiplantae; Chlorophyta; Chlorophyceae; Chlamydomonadales; Astrephomenaceae. The record is from the annotation of a GenBank genome assembly.